Sturnus vulgaris (Common starling) is the source of this 1640-nucleotide messenger RNA. It is a transcript of the gene CDKL1, whose product is annotated as cyclin dependent kinase like 1. Gene Ontology annotation, cellular component: nucleus. Lineage: Eukaryota; Metazoa; Chordata; Aves; Passeriformes; Sturnidae. Gene Ontology annotation, biological process: protein phosphorylation. The record is from RefSeq and is a predicted model, not a curated record. Gene Ontology annotation, molecular function: ATP binding; protein serine/threonine kinase activity.
CCGUCCCCGCCGGGGAAGGGGAGACUCCCCCGCCCGGGGCCCGCCCCGGCUCCGCGCUGAGGCGGCGGCGGAGCGCGCCGGGGCUGCCCGGCCAUGGAGCGCUACGAGAAACUGGGCAAGGUCGGGGAGGGCUCCUACGGCGUCGUCUUUAAAUGCCGCAACAAGGACACGGGGCAGAUUGUGGCCAUCAAGAAGUUCCUGGAGUCCGAGGAGGACCCGGUGAUCCGGAAGAUCGCCCUGAGGGAGAUCCGCAUGCUCAAGCAACUCAAACACCCGAACCUGGUGAAGCUGCUGGAGGUGUUCCGGAGGAAGCGGCGGCUGCACCUGGUGUUCGAGUACUGCGAGCACACGGUGCUGCACGAGCUGGGCAAGCACCCCCGCGGGGUGCCAGAGUACCUGGUGAAGAGCAUAACCUGGCAGACCCUGCAGGCUGUGAACUUCUGCCAUAAACACAAUUGCAUCCACCGGGAUGUAAAGCCAGAGAACAUCCUGAUAACAAAGCACUCGGUCAUCAAACUCUGUGACUUUGGAUUUGCCCGAAUCCUGACUGGUCCCAGUGACUACUACACCGACUACGUGGCCACCAGGUGGUACCGCUGCCCGGAGCUGCUGGUGGGGGACACGCAGUACGGUCCCCCCGUGGACGUGUGGGCCAUCGGCUGCGUGUUCGCCGAGCUGCUCUCGGGGGUGCCCCUGUGGCCGGGCAGGUCGGACGCGGACCAGCUGUACCUCAUCCGCAGAACCCUGGGGGAUCUCAUUCCCAGGCACCAGCAAGUGUUCAGCACCAACCAGUUCUUCAGUGGGGUAAGAAUUCCAGAGCCAGAGAGCAUGGAGCCAUUGGAAAUGAAAUUCCCCAACAUUUCAUACUCUGCACUGGCUCUCAUGAAGGGCUGCCUUCGGAUGGACCCUGCAGAGAGGCAGAGCUGUGAGCAGCUGCUGCAGCACCCCUACUUGGACAGCUUUAGGGAGGCAGCAGAGCUGGGCAAAGAACAUGGGAAGAGCCCUCGGAAACCUGCCAGGCUGACUCGGAAGCACAUGCCCGGGUUACAGCACCUGCCUCAGCUGACCUGCAGCAACGUUCUCCCAGCUUUGGACAGCAAGAAGAACUGCUGCCAGACAAGGAAAUCAAAGUGCCACUUCCCAAACAUCUGACCAGGUGGCAAAUCACAACUCAGUAGCUGGAAGUCAUCCAGGAUUCCUGAAUGGAGGAUAUGGAGUGGAAAACUAAAUUACUCCAAGUUAUUGCAUGUACAGAGUAGUGUGUCCUCUACUCUGGGUCACUGAUGGAGAGGAGGUGAUGCAGAAACAAUUCCAAGCUCAUCUUAGUGUUCUGUGUACAAAGGCAAAUACAUUCUGCUUUAAUUCCUGAUUGCCUCCUGGUUCAGGAUUACCCCAACCCAGUGCUCACAGUAUGAAAUUGAAAACUCUGCAUUUCAGACUUGGCAGGAGAACUCGACCUUGCCAAAUACACGAGUCCCUCCUGCUUUAGCCUGGCCCAAGUCCCUGCUGUGUGAGGAGCUGUGGCUGUGCUGCUGAAGGGGUGGAGGAUGUGGAGGUGCAGCCCAGGCUGAGGGGCUGCUCUCAGCUCCAGAGUUACACCGGGCUCACUCCUGCCCUUACACAGCUCAGAAGUUUCAAAG